Messenger RNA from Acanthosepion pharaonis, 516 nucleotides. NCBI's taxonomy places the organism in Eukaryota, Metazoa, Mollusca, Cephalopoda, Sepiida, Sepiidae. The record is from the annotation of a GenBank genome assembly.
AUGUUCUUUGCCAUCACUAUCUAUCUAAAUCUAAACACAAUCUAUUUAAAUAUAAAGCUAUUUAUCUUCCUAUCUAUCGAUCUAAAUCUAAUCACAAUCUAUCUAUCUAAAUCUAAUUACACUCUAUCUAAAUUUAAUCACAAUCCAUCUAAAUAUUAUUAUAAUCAAGCUAUCUAUCUAAAUAUAAACACAAUCUAUCUAAAUCUAAUCACAAAUUUUCUAUCUAAAUCUAAUCUCAAUCUUUCUAAAUCUAAUCACAAUCCAUCUAAAUCUAAUUACAAUCACGCUAUCUAUCUAAAUCUAAUCACAAUCUUUCUAUCUAAAUCUAAUCUCAAUCUUUCUAAAUCUAAUCACAAUCCAUCUAAAUCUAAUUACAAUCAAGCUAUCUAUCUAAAUCUAAUCACAAUCUUUCUAUCUAAAUCUAAUCUCAAUCUUUCUAAAUCUAAUCACAAUCCAUCUAAAUCUAAUCACAAUCUAUCUAUAUGCAAUUCUAUUACGCCUAGAAAAUCGUCAUAA